Serinus canaria (Common canary) is the source of this 2495-nucleotide messenger RNA. It is a transcript of the gene ABCF2, whose product is annotated as ATP binding cassette subfamily F member 2. The transcript has 14 exons. Gene Ontology annotation, molecular function: ATP binding; ATP hydrolysis activity. The record is from RefSeq and is a predicted model, not a curated record. The coding region runs from base 175 to 2046 and encodes 623 amino acids. NCBI's taxonomy places the organism in Eukaryota, Metazoa, Chordata, Aves, Passeriformes, Fringillidae.
GGGGCGGUGCUGCGCGGCGCGGGCAGCUCGGCAGGCGGGCGGGAACCCUCGGCAGGAGCCGGCAGCGCCGUGUGCUCCGGGCCGGGGAGCAGAGGCGGGGCGACCCGAGUCGGGCAGGAUCGGCGCGGCCUAACGGCGCCUGUCGCCCCCUCUGGUGUAGCUCCCACCCGUGCCAUGCCCUCCGACCUGGCCAAGAAGAAGGCGGCCAAGAAGAAGGAGGCGGCCAAGGCCCGGCAGCGGCCACGCCGGGUCCCGGACGAGAACGGAGAUGCCGGGACGGAGCCGCAGGAAGUCCGGCCCCCGGAGGCCAAUGGGACGGUGCUGCCAGAGGUGGAUGCUCUUACAAAGGAGCUGGAGGAUUUUGAGUUAAAGAAAGCUGCUGCCCGAGCCGUGACAGGAGUGCUGGCCUCCCACCCCAACAGCACUGAUGUGCAUAUCAUCAACCUCUCACUGACCUUUCAUGGGCAGGAGCUACUGAGUGACACCAAACUGGAGCUGAACUCUGGGAGACGCUAUGGCCUGAUUGGACUCAAUGGCAUUGGGAAAUCCAUGCUUUUGUCAGCUAUUGGGAAGCGAGAGGUGCCCAUCCCAGAGCACAUUGACAUCUAUCACCUGACCCGAGAGAUGCCUCCCAGUGACAAGACCCCUCUGCAGUGUGUGAUGGAGGUGGAUACAGAGAGAGCCAUGCUGGAGCGAGAAGCGGAGCGUUUAGCUCAUGAAGACGCGGAAUGUGAGAAACUCUUGGAGUUAUAUGAACGCCUGGAGGAGCUGGAUGCUGACAAGGCAGAAGCACGAGCCUCACGUAUCCUUCACGGCUUGGGGUUCACGCCAGCCAUGCAGAGGAAGAAGCUGAAGGACUUUAGUGGUGGCUGGCGAAUGAGGGUGGCUCUUGCCAGAGCGCUCUUCAUUCGGCCUUUCAUGCUGCUGCUCGACGAGCCCACAAACCACCUUGACCUGGAUGCCUGUGUGUGGUUGGAGGAAGAGCUGAAAACGUUCAAGCGGAUUCUUGUGCUGAUAUCCCACUCCCAGGACUUCCUGAAUGGCGUCUGCACCAACAUCAUCCACAUGCACAACCGCAAACUUAAGUACUACACGGGAAAUUAUGAUCAGUAUGUAAAGACUCGCUUAGAACUAGAAGAAAAUCAAAUGAAGCGAUUCCACUGGGAGCAAGAUCAGAUCGCUCAUAUGAAGAAUUACAUUGCACGAUUUGGCCAUGGUAGUGCGAAGCUGGCCAGGCAAGCUCAGAGCAAGGAGAAGACCCUUCAAAAAAUGAUGGCUUCUGGCUUGACAGAGAGAGUUGUGAAUGAUAAGACUUUAUCAUUCUACUUUCCCCCCUGUGGGAAAAUUCCCCCUCCCGUCAUCAUGGUGCAGAAUGUCAGCUUCAGAUACACCAAGGAUGGGCCAUGGAUCUAUAAUAACCUGGAGUUUGGAAUUGACCUGGAUACUCGUGUAGCUCUUGUUGGACCCAAUGGAGCUGGAAAGUCAACACUGCUGAAACUGCUCACAGGAGAGCUGCUGCCCACAGAUGGGAUGAUUCGCAAGCACUCGCAUGUGAAGAUCGGUAGAUACCACCAGCACUUGCAAGAGCAGUUGGACUUAGACCUCUCACCAUUGGAGUACAUGCUGAAAUGCUACCCAGAGAUCAAGGAGAAAGAAGAGAUGAGGAAAAUCAUUGGCAGAUAUGGUUUGACAGGGAAGCAGCAGGUGAGCCCCAUCAGGAACCUCUCUGAUGGGCAGAAGUGCCGUGUGUGCUUUGCCUGGCUGGCCUGGCAGAACCCUCACAUGCUCUUCCUGGAUGAGCCCACCAACCACCUGGACAUAGAAACCAUAGAUGCACUGGCAGAUGCUAUCAAUGAGUUCGAGGGAGGAAUGAUGCUUGUCAGCCAUGACUUCAGACUCAUCCAACAGGUCGCACAGGAGAUCUGGGUCUGUGAGAAGCAGACAAUCACCAAGUGGCAAGGGGACAUCCUUGCCUACAAGGAGCAUCUCAAGUCGAAGCUGGUGGAUGAGGACCCGCAGCUCACCAAACGGACCCACAACGUGUGAGCUGAGGGGCCCCGGCCGUGCUGUCCUGGGGCUGGCGCUGGCCACGGCGGGGGCAGAGCUGCUGCUCCCUCUGGCUGUGUUCUAGGAUUGCUGCAAUACUGCUUCCCCUCGACUUGCCUUGCACCUCUACGUCUGGACAGAGCUGUUCUCUUCUGAUCUGGCUACAUUUGGGCAACUGUUUCCUUAUUUAGACAACAUCCCAUCUGAGCCAGGCCUUGAAAUCUGUUGGCUUGGGGUCAUGACAGUGGCCAUCGGGGUGUCCAAGCUGCAGUGAUACACAAGUGGAGACCCCAGCCCAGCUUCUCCUGCCUUUUCCUUCCCAAUUUCUGCUUCAGUUUAGAUACUUCACUUCAAACUCCUCUGGCCUUGGUUUGUUUUUAACUAUUAUUUAACAGUGUAAUUAACAGAUCUGCCUGAGAAUCCAUCAGUCAAUAAAGAGAGAAAAACAA